This is a messenger RNA of Peronospora belbahrii, 1605 nucleotides long. The record is from the annotation of a GenBank genome assembly. NCBI's taxonomy places the organism in Eukaryota, Oomycota, Peronosporomycetes, Peronosporales, Peronosporaceae.
AUGAAGCCCAUUUCUAAAGACCAAAGACGUGUAUUGGAUAAAGUUCAGCAAAUCAGCGAGUUGUCGUGUUAUUUUGUCCCAGCGUUUUCAACAGUACUUUUAUUCGUAUGGUAUGGGUUUUUAAAACUCCCCCCACUGUGCAUAUUCAAAAAAAGAAGCUGUGAGGGCAACAAGUCCUUGGAUCUUAUCUAUUCUACAAAAACAACCAUGAGCCAUUUUGUACGUCAGAGUAAAUUUCGUCAUGUGUACGUGGAACCAGCCAAGCUUGAAUCAUGUUAUACAAACGUCCGUCUUGCUACGGCCACGGGAGAGCAGAAUUAUAUUAAAGGGAAUACUAAAUUCUUUGCUGUAUCGAUCCAAGCUGGUGGUGGUGCGAUGGCUGUUGUACCGUAUGAGAAAGUGGGAAAAUUUGAUCCAGAUUUUCCACUCAUUUCGGGUCAUCGUGGUGCAAUUCUUGACUUUGAUUUUAAUCCAUUUCAUGAACAUUUGAUUGCAUCGGCUUCGGAUGAUACGACGGUGAAGAUAUGGGGAAUUCCAGAAGGUGGGCUAACAGAGACAUGCGUGGAUCCACUUGUGGAUUUGACAGGACAUGGACGGAAGGUGACGCUUAUUAAGUUUCAUCCGACAGCGAAUAAUGUACUAGCGAGUACAUCUUCAGACUUUUCAGUGCGUCUGUGGGAUAUUGAAAAAGGUGCUCAAACUGUCAAGAUGGAAGAUCAUGGAGAGAAUUUGAUUCAGGAUCUAGCUUGGAGUUGGACUGGUGGUGUCUUAGCUACCACAUGCAAGGAUAAAGUAGUGCGUCUGUACGAUGCUCGUUCUGGACAGGUUGUUUCGGAGAAGGAGAAUGCGCACAUGGGUACAAAAAGUGUCAAGAUUAGCUUUCUUGGUAACAAGGAGACAUUCGUGACGGUUGGCUUUACGCGCCAGAGCCAGCGUCAAUUCAAGGUGUGGGACCCACGUAAUCUUGAUAAGGAGCUUAAGAAGGUCGAUAUUGACCAGGCUGCAGGUGUCAUCAUGCCAUUCUACGACCCGGACACGAACCUUCUGUACUUGUGCGGUAAAGGAGACGGUAACAUUCGCUAUUAUGAAAUGUCGGAGGGUGAACCGUUUGCAUUCCCUAUCAGCGAAUAUCGUUCUACGACUUCUGCCAAGGGUAUGGCAAUGAUUCCGAAACGUGGCUGCGACAUAAUGAAGUGCGAGACAACACGUCUGCUGAAGCUUACGUCGAAUGCUAUUGAGCCACUGCAUGUGUUUGUUCCACGUAAGUCGGAUGCUUUCCAGGACGACAUUUUCCCCGACACGUACGCUGGUAUUCCCUCAAUGACUGCCGACGAGUGGUUGGGUGGCGCUGACAACUCUCCGGUGCUGAUGUCUCUGCGCCCUGAGAUGCAGGGUAAAAUUACUAACAAUGGCAAGCGUGCACGCUCUACAUCAAAGCCUAGCAGCGUGGGUUCCGGCAUUGCUGCUCGCGUGGCUCGUUUCGCCCGUGGUGGUAGCAAGAAUGACAAUACGCCUGAAGGCAAACUGAAGUCCGAGCUGGAGACUGCUAACGCACGAAUUGCACAGCUAGAGAAGCUGCUUCGUGAGCACGGCAUCUCGCACUAA